This is a messenger RNA of Fusarium mangiferae, 1197 nucleotides long. RefSeq lists its product as uncharacterized. The coding region runs from base 1 to 1197 and encodes 398 amino acids. The transcript is spliced from 3 exons. NCBI's taxonomy places the organism in Eukaryota, Fungi, Ascomycota, Sordariomycetes, Hypocreales, Nectriaceae. The record is from RefSeq and is a predicted model, not a curated record.
AUGACGGAUCUCUUCGGUACCCCAGAGAUCAACACGAGUAACUUUUCCCUCUCGUCACUUGACUUCUCUCUAACUAUAGAAUACAGGAUUUACACCAACAUUGUCUGGUUCUUCCUUCGAAAGAAUCUGAAAGAUAGUGGGAAGAGGUUACGCUCAACACGUUCACGAACUACGGCUGCAGCUAACGGCCGACGAUCGAGGAAUCCCAGCAACGUUCUUGGCAGCGAGAGCCCUACACCAUCUCCUCCGGAGCGCGAGAGCCCCGACCAUGCAGCAGCAGUAGACAAUGAAGAUGGUGAUUCUUCCUCAUCUUCAGAGAGUCCUCAGUCGAGCCAACCCCCGAGACAGCACGAAGCCAUUAAUGACAGACGUCCGAUUCCUUACGGCAGGACUUGCAGUCCUGAUGAGUUGGCUGGAUAUGGUAUUGAUGAAUCGGGACAUCUAAUUCCUGACGCGCAGCCCCGACGUGUAAGUCAGAUGCAAGAUUUACAAGAUAAUCUUAGGCAUAUGGGGCCGGAUCCAAGACCAAAUAUGGUGAUCGACCAUAGAGAGCCUGCGAGCAAUCCACCGGCACAUACUACUUCCACGGGCACCCAAACGGGACUUGAGACAGAUGAAUAUCGUGAUAGAGAUCCCAAUGCACCUCCCCCCUCAUCCAUGAACUCAAAUAAUGCCUCUCAGCAGUCUCAGCAAGCGAACCAGAAUGGCAAUCAACCCAGGCCCAUACGGCCACGGAACUCCAUCGAAUCUGGACAAAGGUCGCCCAGCCCACCAUCCGAAGUCCCAAGAUCUCCCUCCCUAGAGCCCAAACCCAACAUUGACCUCAUAUUCAGCUACGAUGUCCUCCCAGGAUUCAAUCUCCGCCUAGCACACGGCGAAGAGAUCUUUCUAUUCCCCCGAGAGCUAGUGUUCCGGCUACUGAAUUGGCAGCAUGACUUUGACUGGCUUCUCGUUUCGCUCGAAGCCCCCGGGGUGCUUUUUCAAGAACGUAUAUUCAGGGAUGAUAAUCACGAGUUUCGAAAGGUCAUGGCGAGGUUUGAGCAGAUAGCUUGUGCUAUGAAACGUGAUUAUGCUGAGAUGGGGCGAAGUGCAGUGAUCGAGGUUGCGUUUGUGCCGGAGUGUAAGGGACAUUCGCGAACUGUGCUGCUGGACGCUUGGCAGAGGCGCUGGGAGAGAUCUCAUGGCAUGGCGCUCUGA